AUGACUCCCUUAGCCAUAUACACAGAAAAGGUAAUGCAGAUGUUCAAAGGAUGUAAGCAAGAGGAUAUGCCGCCUCACGUCUACGCCAUAGCACAGACAGCAUACAGACAGAUGUUGUCAUCCAGAAUGGACCGUUCCAUUGUUUUGAUGGGUAGGAGCGGCAGCGGCAAAACCAUGAAUGUCAGACAUGUUCUGAACUACCUGGUGAACAUUGCUGGCACAGUCAACAACAAAGUGACCGCUGACAAAAUAAAUGCAGUUCAUGUGUUGAUGCAGGCGUUUGGGAGCAGUAAGACAAUUCAGAGUCAGCAUUCUACAAGGUGUACGCAGUUGUUUUCAUUGGACUUUGACCACGCGGGACAAAUAGCGGCAGCAUCCCUUCAGGUGCUAUUACUAGACAGAAUGAGAGUUGUACGAAGAGCAGCUGGAGAACCAAAUUUUAACAUAUUUUACAAUUUACUGGCUGGUGCUGACCUGCCUCUCAGGAAUGAACUUCAUUUUAAUAAUUUAUCUGACAACAAUCUUUUUUUGACUCCUUCCCUUUCCCCUGAAUCCAAACAGCAGCAUUUAUCAGAAUGGUCGCACGUUUUAAGCGCAUGUAAACUAUUAGGAUUUCGUGAUGACGAAUGCAAAGCAUUGUGGGCAGUGUUAGCUGCUAUCAUACAUCUUGGAGCUGCUGGAGCUGUCAAAGGCGGUGGCAGCACUAAAGCUCAGUUUGCGCAACCCUCUGAAGCUCAGAAAGCGUCGACUCUGCUAGGCACCACGGUUGAAGAACUUGCCCGGGCAAUCUUUCAUCCAUCCAGUCUGACAAGUUCAGCUGUUCGAGCUUUUCGUUCUGGGUCACCUGGCGAGAAGACUACUGGGGAACAUGCAUUGAGUGCUGUGGAGGCACUACAAGGAAUGGUAAUGGGACUGUAUAUGGAGCUUGUUGGUGCUGUCGUUGGACUCAUAAACAGGGCUUUUUCAAGUAACUAUCGAAUUAUGUCUUCUAUACUGGUACUCGACAUGCCAGGGUUUCAGAAUCCGGCAGCCUUGGGAAGACAAGGAGGGGCCAGUUUCCAGGAUUUAUGCGAUAACUAUGCACAGGAAAGGCUACAACUUCUUUUUCACGACACCAUGUUUACUUCGCAACAAGACAAAUAUGCUCAGGAGAAUAUAGAUUGUGAUUUUGAGACUGUUGCGUCAUCACCUGCACCUAUGGUGUGCAUAAUAGACAAAGUGCCUCAACAAGCAAUAGUCAGGCCCAAUAUAGACUCAAAGAAUGUUGAAAAGAAAGGUCUGCUGUGGCUGCUAGAUGAAGAGUCGAUAUUUCCUGGUGCCAAUGAUGAAAGCUUUAUUGAAAGAUUCUUCAUACAUUAUGGAAGUGAUACAGAUAAACCUGAUAGUCUUGUUCGAAGAAGUCCCAACAAAAACUGCUUCCGUCUGAAUCAUUUCCAAAAUAGCAUACCCAUUGAAUAUGACACCACUGGUUGGCUGGGUCAGUCGCGAGAGAAUCCAGUCAGCAGAGUGUCAGCUACUGUCUUACAAGACUCAUCCAAGAGUAAUAUCAGUAGUCUAUUUUUAAGUAUGCGAGGUUCGUUGACCAGCAUGAUGACUGGAUCUGUGGUCGGUAUGGACGGCAGUUCCUCUCUUAGAAGAGCAUCUAGUCUAAGAAGAUCGUAUAUUAGCAGUGCCGCUGGUAUGAAGCGAAAGUCCCUCAGUUUGCAGGUCAAAUUUCAACUGGACGGUCUGAUGGAUCAACUGAGGAGAACACGGCUUCACUUCAUAAUGUGUUUCUUACCACAAGAGGAUGCAGGUCUGUGCGACGUAAAAUCAACGUCCAAAGGUGCCGAUCUUCUCAGUGUCCCAUUGCUGAGGUCACAGAUAAGGGGAACCGAACUAUUGGAAGCUGUGCGAAUCUACAGACAAGGAUAUCCAGACAGUAUGUUGUUUGGUGAAUUCCGGCGACGAUUUGAAAUCCUGACUCCUGCUGAAAUCAAGUCCAAGGGACCUGUCCUGGAUGAGAAAAAGGCAACAGAGGACCUUCUGGACAACCUUGAUAUCGACUCUGCGGGCUACAGAAUGGGACUGAGUCAGGUGUUUCUCCGUCCUGGUGCUUUAGCUCAGAUAGAGGAUGCCAGAGAUGAGAAGUUGACUGGAAUAAUAGUCGGGCUACAGGCACAAUGCAGGGGAUAUCUGGGAAGGAAAAAACUUAAGCAGCUCAAAAUUCAAACAAUUGCAAUAACAUGCAUCCAGAGAAACAUUAGGAAAUACAUUGCUGUGCGUAAUUGGACGUGGUGGCGCCUUGUUACAAAAGUGUUGCCGCUAUUGGACGUGCAUAGGACUGAAGAGGAGCUCAGAAUCAAAGAUGUUGAACUAGACCAGCUGAAGAUCAAAUUCCAGAAAUUAGAAAAAGAACGCAACGAUUUGAAGCAGAACUAUGACCGAUUGGAAACAAAGUUCAGCGAUAUUACCACCGAUUUAGCUGAAGAACAUGGCACAGCCACCCAUGCAUCUGAAGCUCUUGAAGCAGAAACAGCUGAAAGAAUGAGGCUGGAAAAAGAAUUAAAAGAUCUUAAGACUGCUUACAAUACCCUGCAGCGCAAAAAUGAAAAAAUGGAAAUGGAAUUAAUGGAAGCCCGACUGAGGGCGUCAAGCAUUGAUAGCGCUAUGGAAAGUGAUGACGAUGGCGACAUCAGCGAUUCAGUUUACAGACAGAAGUAUGAAAGAGCCAAGCGAGAGCUUGAGUUUCAGGAGAAAAAACUACAGUCAGAACAUGAAGAAGAAAUGGAUAACCAGCGGGCACUCAAGAAAACCGUGGAUAGAAAACUUGCUGAAGCCCUGGAAGAAAUAGAAGAUCAAUGCCGUAUUGUGAGCAAUCUGAAAAAGAAAUCGUCAAGACAGGCAGGGGAGCUUCAGGACAUGAAACUACUUCUCGAGUCUCAGCAAGCAAGAAAUGCUGCGUUGGAGAAAAAACAAAGAAAAUUUGAUGCUGAACUUGGCCGGGCUCAUGAUGAUGCCAAGAUGGAGAAACAAGCAAAGGAGAAAGUACAGCGAGAGAAGGAACACCUGGAAACUGAAAUUUACACAUUAACAAGCCAAUUAGAUGAGAAAAGAAAUGAAAUAAUUCACUUGGAUGAUAAAGUAGACAAUUUACAAACAGAGCUUCGUGAUCUCACAUCAAGGGGUGGGAAGGACGAAACUGAAAAACUGGACCUCAAGAGAUUUAGGCGUGAAUUGGAAGCCAAGCUUCAAGACCAGGAAGAAGAGUUAGAUGAGCAAGCCGGACAAGUGCAAAUGUUAGAACAGGCUAAGUUACGUCUAGAAAUGCAAUUACAAAACAUUAAACAGGAACAUCAAAAAGAAUUAGACGCCAAAGAACAAGAAGUAGAAGAUGUCAGAACGAACAGUCAAAAGAAACUUAAACAUUUAGAAGCCCAACUUGACGAAGAGUACAGCGAGAAACAAGCAGCUUUAAAAGAAAAGAGGGAGAUUGAGCGGCAGCUGAAGGAGAGGCAAGAUGUGUUUGUCAGGAGUGAUAAAGAUACAGAGAGACGAUUGAGAAAAGAUUUGAAGAAAACGAAAGCCUUGCUUCGUGAUGCCCAGAUAAUGUUAGAUAAACAAAAGGAGUCGGCUGUGAACAAAGCCUCUUUCAAACAAUUACAGAACGAGCUUGAAGAGUCACAGUUCAUGUCCCAAGCCGCUGUGAAGUCUAGGAAGGGCAUCGAAGAAGAGCUAGCCGAUCUUCAACAACAGUUGGACUAUGUCUCAAAAUCCAAAUCAGAAGCAGAACAAAAAAUGAUCAGUGUGACCAGAGAAAGAAACGACUUGCAGUGUAAAAUAGAUGACCAGGAAGAAGAUUUCAGUGAAUUACUUAAAAAACAUAGGGCUAUUGUGCACCAGGCAUCGCAGUACCAACUACAGAUUAAUGAUCAUCUCACCCAGAUAGCUGAGUUGUCUGGAGAGAAGGAAAGCUUACAAGAGAGGGUAGCUGAGCUGACCAUGAAAGUUAAUAACUACAUAGAAACCACUGUGGACAGAAGCCAAGUGGUGAGAUUUGAAGGAAAAUGCCGUGAUUUGGAUAGUCGACUGGAGUUAGAACUAUUGCAUAAACAACGACUUGAGGCCAACCUGUCUAAGCUAAAGGAUAGCAACGAAAAAUUAACCAGUGAAAGAGACUCGUACAAAUCAAGCGAACAACAAACGCAGGAACUCAAUAGGAAGUUACAGAGACAGCUGAAGGACCUGCGAGACGAGUUCUUUGAGUUACAGAGGAAAGAGGAUGACGCAACCCGCAAGAAAAUAGAACUGGAGAGGCAAGUGGAGGAAGCAGAAAGUUCUCAAGAGGUACUACAAUCUGACUUAAAACUGGCGUUUAGGCGGAUACAGGAUUUACAGAAUGCUUUAGAAGACCAGUUAGAUGCAGAUAGUGAUAUGGAUGACAGUGAGGAUGAGAGUGAUGAAGACAUCGAUACUUGGUUAGCACGGCAUAAACGCACUCCAUUAUCAAGAGACAGAGACGACAGCAUUAGUUCUGUUGACUCGCCAUUGAAAUACACUAGUCGGCGGUCACCUGAAGGCGUUGAUGAUAGCUACAAUAGCCUGGAGACGCACAAGUCGCACACGGGAUCAGGCUUAAUGCAUCGCAGGUCAUUUACAUCAGGAUCUGAAGCCGAUCUUGAGUCUGAUGUUAUGACGAGUACUAGCAGUUGUCGAUACAAGAAAUACAACGAUGAUGAUAACAGCACACCAGCUUCAUUGAGAAGUCGAUUUGGCAGUUCAGAAGAUGAGACCGACAAAUCUACACUUGGCAGCCGAGACACUGAUCUAAAAUCAGACAUUUUAUCCCCAGUGAACAAUAAAAAACAUUAUGAUUUGCUUGACACUAUGACAGAGGAAUACGUAUAAUCUCCCUUUCCUAGGUUCAUAGUGUAAGGGUUCCGCCUUACGUCAUGAAUCGUGGACCAUCCAAGUUGAAAGUGUGGUGAUGCAGCGCUAUCAAAAUGCUGUGCUCGUCCCUGCUAAGAGCCCUCUAGUGAGCAACUCCGGAAUUUCUUUUGUUUUUAAUUUGUAAGUUUCAGCACUAUAGCUCCAGAGGGCGUGACACUGCCAAAGAAUUGGAUGAACUUGACUAACAAAGCAAACAUCUUUCACUACAGCUUGAUCAAAGCAAAGUUCCUGUCUUUUUGAUACCAAAGUAAAUCUUCAUUAGAUUCCUAUCAUACUAUCAAAAAGGUGCUACCUUUCACACGUACUUAAUAUACAUCAAGUGCUAUACUGCUACAUAAUGAUAUGCCAUCUUUCUUCAGUUCUAACAUUAUCGGUAAUGAAUCAUUUUGUUUGUGUCACUUUUUUGGGGAAAGUUGUACUAUUUAUUUGAACAAACCUAUAAACCUAUAAUUUAAAAAAAUAAAACAUGGCCUCUGAAGAGUGAUUUCAAUUGUAACAAUUUAUUCUGAGGUAUAAAUGAAAACCUUGUGGGUACAUUUGGGAAAAAGUAACAACCCCAUUUGCGGAAAGCAGUCUACAUUGUGAAUUUCUUUCACAUUUAAAAAAAUAAUAAUACUAUUAUGCUCACAAAAUGUUCCCAUCCCAGUAUCAUCUUUCCUGUUACCCUCGCAAUCAACAUUUCGUAUUCGAAUAUCUGCCUGACAAUGGAUCACAGACAUCUGUAUAUUCGUGGAAUAGACGUGUUGUUUUGACUGCAAAGUUGCAGCAUUGAACUUUAUAUGGAAUAUUUAAGUAUUCAGUAACUUUUUAACUUUAUUGGAGUGUAAUGUUUUGAUCUUCAUGGGUUAUGCAUUUGACUACAAGCAUGUCCGAAACUGAAUAUUCUCAGUUUAUUUACGCAAUCCAGAUAAACUGCGUCCAUGAUGUUGCAAUGAAAGACAUAAUGUGCUAACCUUUGACCUUACUGUAAAAUAUUCGAUAAUCAUUUCCUGAUCCAAUGUUCGUACAUUCAGACAAAAAGUCAGACGACGGAGGUCAACUACCGUAGCUAUGAACUUGACUGCCUUGUCAUCUGUAGCAGAACUAGCCAACACCCACUUAUAAUGGUGCAUUACAUAGUUGAUAUGUAUAUUGCAUACAGUGUUAUUUCUUUGUCAUUUGUAAUUUUGUUCUGUUGUAAACCGAUAUGCAUACUCCAUUGCUAUCUGACAGCUGUCAUGGCUACAACACACCGCCCAACCGCAUAACCAUAACAAAAAACUGACAGUUAUGACCUUUUUUGAAUUGAGUUUGAACCACUUGUGAUUACACUUUUAGUUUUUAAAGGGAAACUAUUCUGCCAUAACUAAAUCCAUAUAAAGAUUUAUUGUCUCAAGAGAAAAUUUCCAAUUAUUUUGUCUAAUUGGUGUUUAUUUGAUUUUUUUGUCACUAAAUAUUUUAAGUAUACAAAACCGGUUUCCAUGCAAUUCUCUGAACAUUGUAUAUACAAAUUGUUUGAAACAUUGACCCACUGACCUGAUGACUGUUGCAAUUAGGUCGUAGAUCAUUGGGUCGAAGCGGCUAGCAUAUCAAAAUAUUUCUAUUUUCUUCUGUAAAUUGAAUAUUUUUUGUUUCCAUGAUAUUUAAUGUUAUCCAUACUGAUAUUAAUUUUUUUUCAUGAUUUUAUUUGUUUGCCAAUUUAUGCAAUGAAUGAGCUUAAAAGUCUGGAACUUAUUUUGUAAGUUGCAUAUAUGGAAAGAUUUAAAAAGAAAUAAAUAUGCU
Saccoglossus kowalevskii is the source of this 6690-nucleotide messenger RNA. Its product is annotated as unconventional myosin-XVIIIa. Gene Ontology annotation, molecular function: actin filament binding; cytoskeletal motor activity; ATP binding. Gene Ontology annotation, cellular component: myosin filament; cytoplasm; myosin II complex. Lineage: Eukaryota; Metazoa; Hemichordata; Enteropneusta; Harrimaniidae. Gene Ontology annotation, biological process: actomyosin structure organization. The record is from RefSeq and is a predicted model, not a curated record.